CGUUUGAUCAAUGUGUUACAGGUGAACCAUGAGAGACUCUUCACUAAGGGUAGAGUCGUGCAGUGGAGUGCCUUCCGGGGCCACCGACCCUGCGACGUCUCUCCGGUAUGACAUGGUUGAGUGGUCUUCUACUCUUAUCACUGAUUAUCAACACCCAAUCGGAAUCGGUCGACAUUGACCACUCUUUUGCGUCACGUGUGUAUGGAACAGAGUUACUCCUCUUGGAGAGUGAUUACCAAAACCAGAAAACAUACAAGUUUGAGGAUUUUUUCUGGACUGGCUCUGGCGAUGGGUCUGAUGAUGAAUACCCAUGGACUGAUAAACCGACAACCAUUUACAAAACCAAAACCGUCCUUUCGACUAUUUAUCUUGAACCAUCGACAAUGAUAAAUACAACCACCAAAUGUUCAUUUAAUUGUGAAACUCCAGUUACCACAACUGAAGAAAUCACUCCAACCCCAACUCAGCCCCCUGAUGACGACUUCUUAAAUGCCGACCGUCAUUUUUGGUUGUUAACAGUAUUAAAAAGUGAUGGCAAAGAUCCCGUCAUUAUUGAUCUCAAAAAUAGUUUAGCUAAACUAUAUAAAACCGCAUUUCAAAGACAACAGGAACGUCACUUAGGGAUCGUAAACCGUGAUAAAAGAGACGCUAAAAGUCUGGACAAACCGGUCAAGGUCUACAUCCACAAUGUUGAGAAAAGUAAAAUAAACGGUGACGAAAAAAUCGAAGUCCUUUAUCACGUUUCAGUUUCGGGAAAACCGGUUGAUGCUGUAACUGCAGCCGCAGACAUGACUUUGAUAACCGACGACGAAGUCAGGAACGAAUUAGGAUAUCCUUUCCUCAUCAAAGCCGAACCGUAUUUGAAGCCACCAGCCCCUCAAGGCCUCUCCCGUUCAAAAAACACCUGGAUUUUCAUCGGAGUUUCAAUCGUGGCUCUUUUAGCAAUUCUCCUGGUUGUGGCUUUCCUAACCUUAGCUCUAACAAAGCGUAAAAAACGCCCCUCGUCUGGUAUGGAAAAUCGGAGGCAAAUUUUCGAACGGGGGGCUAUUAAUGAACCUAAACCGGACCAAUCACCCACUUAUAUUAAUUUCCGAAACCAGCCGUCGAAUCAGACACUCAGGAGCGUCUCCGCGACAAGACCCCGAAGUUCAAUAAGCUCGAGUUCGGCCAGUUCGACGAGUCUUGAUAUUUCCCCACUAAUGGCUUUGAAAAAGCAACGAACUCCCCCGAAGCCCCCACGUCCUAAAGCUGCGACUAAUUUGAAAAGAAUCGCGCCGGAGCUUUUGGAUUCCGAUAGUAAUGGGAGUAAAAGAGAGUCACCUGAGACGAUUUACGAUCCGGGGGUGGUAAGCCCCAAGUCGUAUUUAUCUAUGCCGUCAGUUAAGGCUUUUCCCAGAGGAUGUAUGCCGGAACCUUUGAACAAAGUUUUGGAACCGGUGAGUGUCUUACAUUUGGAUAUGCCGGACGAUGAUGGGCUUCUCCGAGGCGAAAGAACCGACUCUAGGUAUGGUUUAAGAAGACAUGGGAGUUUUGGGGCUAUGGAAGAUCCAGGAGUUAUAGGGCCCGUCGUGUGGAACAUGCACUGCCAGCGAUUGCAACACGGGGUGAGUGUGGACGAGGGUAUCGACGACCUAAAAGUGCCCUCCAACGUCUCCCGUAUGCGUAAACGCUUCCACGAUCUUCUCGACGACACUUUCAGCCUUUUCGGCAGCCGGCGUGAGAGCCCCUCCAAACCGCCCCCAAUCGAGGUCAAAAGCCACUCAGCCGUUAAUAGACCCAACGAUGAUACCCAACCUACAGUCCGCCCCCGGCCGAAAACCACCGAUCCUCGCCGAAUGCUACCAUCCCCGGGAAGUACCAAACCGAAAGGCGCGUGGGCUAGCACGGCCCCUUCGCCCCUUAUCCGACCCCUCAGUGCCGACAUAACCCCGAAAAUCAAUGUCGAGCAUAUUUUAGCGGAGGGAAAGUUCAGAGCCAAUGAUCCUGCAGUGCCUUUAAUCGCGGCUAUUAAAAGCGAAAUAGAGAAAUGUUCGCUGCCGGGGAGUACCACAGAUGUUAGAAAGUAGAUGUUUUUGUUGUUUAUUUAUUUGAUUUGUUAUAUUACAAACGUAACAAAUUUAAAUAUAUUUGAAAAACUC
Messenger RNA from Tribolium madens (black flour beetle), 2138 nucleotides. RefSeq lists its product as uncharacterized. The record is from RefSeq and is a predicted model, not a curated record. The transcript is spliced from 7 exons. Lineage: Eukaryota; Metazoa; Arthropoda; Insecta; Coleoptera; Tenebrionidae. The coding region runs from base 108 to 2066 and encodes 652 amino acids.